CGGGGUUCUUUGUUGACACUUCCUGGUUGGGCCCACCUCGAUUCUGUUGCGGGAGCCGGCCUGGGGAAGGACGGUCGUAGCCAUGGCGUACCCAGGCCUUAUGGUGCCCAUCAUUGUGAUGAGCGUGUUCUGGGGGGUCGUCGGCUUCUUUGUCCCCUGCUUUAUCCCUAAAGGUCCCAAUCGAGGUGUUAUCAUCACCAUGCUGAUAACCUGUGCUGUUUGCUGCUAUCUGUUUUGGCUAAUUGCUAUUCUGGCCCAGCUCAACCCUCUAUUUGGACCACAGUUAAGAAAUGAAACCAUCUGGUAUCUCAAGUAUCACUGGCCUUGAGGAAGAGGAUGAUCUGUACGAUUCUCUGUCAUCUAGGUAAAGAAGAUACAUCCUCUACAUGUUAAAGCACCUCUUAAUCCAAAGACUGCCUUAACUCAUCUGUUUGGAGACCAGCUGCCUUAAAUAUUUAUACCAUACUUGAAUUUCCAUCUUAUUCUAAAGUUCAGUAUUUUUUUUUCUGUUAUAUACUUUUAAAAAAUUUACUCUUUGUCAACCUGUGUGCCUACUUACCUAAAGUACAUGCCAAGUACACCAAAGGUAUAUGGACUCUUCUGAUGCAGAAGAAUGUAAUUUUAGUGAGAUAUAUUAUUCUUUUUUCCCUGUUCAUGUCUAAGAACUUGAAGCCUCCCCCCACCAUUAACCACAUUAGAAAUAAAUGAUGUAUUCAAGACUCCUACAGCAAGAUGAAUGGCUACAGUUUUGUUAAUCGCCAGGAGAUCAUGUUCAGAGGAAAAAUGUACCCUAAAGGUGUUGGAGCUGUAUCAAGCUGUAUUUUCCAAAGAGUUUAAAAUUAAAUUUCUAUCUCCCUUUGGAAUAAAUUAUUUUUUUCUGCUUUCUACGGAA
Molecule: messenger RNA, 892 nt
Organism: Vombatus ursinus (common wombat)
Lineage: Eukaryota; Metazoa; Chordata; Mammalia; Diprotodontia; Vombatidae
Gene: ATP6V0E1
Product: ATPase H+ transporting V0 subunit e1
Exons: 4
Coding region: 83-328 (81 amino acids)
Biological process (GO): proton transmembrane transport
Cellular component (GO): proton-transporting V-type ATPase, V0 domain
Molecular function (GO): proton-transporting ATPase activity, rotational mechanism
Source: RefSeq, a predicted model, not a curated record